AUGGAUUCCAUGGAGGGAAAUGUUCCUCCUCCUGGGUCGAUCCAAUUUGUGUCAGUGCAGCCAGACUCAGUAUCAUUGCGCUGGUCACCUCCAGAGGGCGCUCCUGGUCACCACACCUUCAAGGUCACCUGGACAGGAGGUCAAAAGGACAGCUACUUUCCAGUGACAAGUACAAAUUUGGAGGUGACAGAGCUGACUCCAGGAGAGAAGUACCACUUCACUGUGGCCACCCUCAGCCAAGAUGGCCGCCACAGUACACCUGUGGAGGGGGCUGUUUACACAGAGGUCCCCCCUCCACAGAAUCUCCAAGUGGAAGUGACAUCACCCACAGCCACUGUGACAUGGACCAAACCAGCUGGAGUCGACCAGGUGACUUACCUGCUGCAGAUCAUCAGAGACCAGGAAGUCAUACGCACCAUUCAGAGAAACUCCUGCCAGUACACCAUUACUGGCCUGCAAGUAGAUGCAAAUUACAACGUCAAUGUCACCACUGUACUCAGCAACGGCCGUCAAAGUCAACCAGCAGUCCAAACCUUCAGAGCAGAGGUCCCGCCUCCACAGAAUCUCCAGGUGGAAGUGACAUCCCCCACAGCCAGUGUGACGUGGACCAAACCAGAUGGAGUGGACCAGGUGACUUACCUGCUGGACAUUGUCAAAGGCCAGGAAGAAAUACGCACAGUGCAGAGAAACUCCUGCCAGUACACCAUCACUGGCCUGCAAGCAGGAGCAGAGCACACCGUUAAUGUUGCCACGAUACUCAGCAAUGGCGGUCAGAGUAAACCAGCAUCCAAAACCUUCAAUAUAGGCACGUGA
Messenger RNA from Engraulis encrasicolus (European anchovy), 813 nucleotides. RefSeq names its product fibronectin-like. The record is from RefSeq and is a predicted model, not a curated record. The transcript has 4 exons. NCBI's taxonomy places the organism in Eukaryota, Metazoa, Chordata, Actinopteri, Clupeiformes, Engraulidae. Gene Ontology annotation, molecular function: protein binding. The coding region runs from base 1 to 813 and encodes 270 amino acids.